Candidula unifasciata is the source of this 459-nucleotide messenger RNA. The record is from the annotation of a GenBank genome assembly. Lineage: Eukaryota; Metazoa; Mollusca; Gastropoda; Stylommatophora; Geomitridae.
AUGUCCGACUGGCCAGCAGCCUCUGAGAAUAGGAAACAAAAACCCGCCAUGAAGGAGCGAGACAGGGCUGCGGGAGUAACUUCUGAGAAGGGAGACAGCUUCAGAUCAUGUGUAGUCAUUCCAACCGGUAACCUCUUAACAUACGAGGCAGGGAAAAGAUGGAACCAGCCAGGAUCCAAAUAUUUCUCCAGUGUGCCCGGCCUAAUCCUUGGCGAGCCGUUUGAUACACGUAAACCCAGGAAAGGGCGCUGGGGAGAAAUUGCAGACUCAAAGAUAGCACGUGAUUCCGAGUGUUUCGAUGAGGCCUGGGAUAAGAUGAAGAUCAGCAGAAUAGACAGAGAAGAGAUAGCGAUGGAGGAUGCUAGAAGAGACUUACAGAGGCGUAUAGAUAUUUGCCUUUACGGUGCACCGCGCGUACCAGAAGUUAAACUAGAUCCAUGUCCUGUUCGCAGAAGAGAA